This is a messenger RNA of Manihot esculenta (cassava), 2076 nucleotides long. RefSeq lists its product as uncharacterized. Lineage: Eukaryota; Viridiplantae; Streptophyta; Magnoliopsida; Malpighiales; Euphorbiaceae. The transcript is spliced from 2 exons. The record is from RefSeq and is a predicted model, not a curated record. The coding region runs from base 182 to 1837 and encodes 551 amino acids. Gene Ontology annotation, molecular function: protein binding.
UUUGUUCACCAGUAGUUCACACUCUUUGGUCUCUGCCCCGUCGUUACCCAGAAAGCCCGUUCAUUUAUCUACCAUCCCCCCUCUCCCCGUCUCUCUAUCUGUCUCUCUAAAACGUAGACUCUAAACCCUAGUCUUCUUCCUUCUUUUAUCUAAGAAAUCCCAUAGAAGCCUGAAAAGCGCCAUGAAAGUAUCAGAAAAUGAUCCUAUCAAGGUCUCGAAACAGCUUUUACAGUCUCUUUUGGACGAAAUCGUUCAAGUACAUAUCUUUAAAGGUAAAUGGGCCCUUAUCAGAACCAAGCUCGCUGAUCUUCAUACCCAACUCACCGAUUUUGCCGACUUCCCGGCUUCCACUUCCAACCCACUAUGUCUUGACCUCCUUCACUCCAUUUCUCAUUCUUUAAACGAUGCCAUACUCAUGGCUAAAAAAUGUCAGACUCCUAAUUUGACAGAAGGUAAGCUUCGGACUCAAAGCGAUGUCGAUUCCGUUUUGGCCAAGUUGGAUCGGCAUGUCAAGGACAGUGAGAUUUUGAUUAAAAGUGGAGUUCUUCAAGACAAUGUCAUUCCAGGGAGCUUUUCUUCUAAGAGGGAGGCAGUGCGGGCCGAGUCGCGGAACUUAAUAACCCGAUUGCAGAUUGGUACUAGUGAGUCCAAGAAUUCGGCCAUGGAUUCGCUGCUCAGGUUGGUCCAUGAGGACGAUAAGAAUGUGAUGAUAGCUGUGGCACAGGGUGUUGUUCCCGUACUUGUUCGAUUACUCGAUUCGUGCUCCCAGGAGAUGAAAGAGAAGAUUGUGGCAGCAAUUUCAAGAGUUUCGACGGUAGACAGUAGUAAGCAUGUGUUAAUUGCAGAGGGGUUAUUGCUUUUAAAUCAUUUGCUUCGGGUCCUGGAAUCAGGGAGUGGGUAUGCAAAGGAAAAAGCUUGCGUUUCCCUUCAAUCUUUAACCUUUUCGAAGGAGAACGCGAGGGCAAUUGGGUCUAGAGGUGGAAUUUCUUCGCUACUAGAAAUUUGCCAGGGAGGCACGCCGGGUUCUCAAGGAUUAGCAGCUGGUGUUUUGAGAAAUCUCGCCGUAUUUGAAGAAAUUAGGGAGAAUUUCAUAGAAGAGAAUGCGGUUUUCGUUCUUAUUGGGCUUGCAGUUUCUGGGACUGCGUUGGCCCAAGAGAACGCAAUUGGGUGUUUAUGUAAUUUGGCAAAGGACGAUGAAAAUUUGAAGCUUUUGAUUGUGAAGGAAGGGGGCAUUGAUUGCCUGAGAAACUUCUGGGAUUCAGCUCCUCCAGUAAGAAGUCUCGAAGUUGCUAUUAAUUUGUUAAGGCACCUGGCUUCGAGCCAAGUUAUUGCAGAAGUGCUUGUUUCUGAAGGAUUUAUUCUCAGACUUGUGGCAAUGUUGAAUUGUGGAGUUAUGGGUGUGAGAAUUGCAGCUGCCAGAGCUGUCUACGAGCUUGGUUUCAACACAAAAACAAAAAUGGAAAUGGGUGAGUGUGGAAUAAUUGUUCCAUUGAUUAAGAUGCUAGAUGGUAAACCUGUGGAAGAGAAAGAAGCAGCAGCAAAGGCAUUGUCACAUCUUGUACUAUAUGCAGGCAACAGGAGGAUUUUCAGAAAGGACGAAAGGGGGAUAGUGAGUGCAGUCCUGCUAUUAGAUCCCUUAAUGCAUAAUUUGGAUAAGAAAUACCCUGUUUCAAUAUUGGCUUCGCUUGUGCAUUCUAAAAAGUGUAGAAAACAGAUGAUAGCUGCUGGUGCCUGUGUACACUUGAAGAAACUAGUUGAGAUGGAUGUAGAAGGGGCAAAGAAGCUUUCGGACAGUCUUGGCCGGGGUAAGAUCUGGGGCGUCUUCGCUAGGCCAUAGCAGUCGUACAAUUCUUGAAUUGGUGCAUCAAGAAACAUGGAACCAAAGAUGAUUUCUUCAUCUGUGUAAACAUUGUAACUUUAACUGCCGUGGGAGAAACUCUUGUAGAGCCGCUGUCUUGGUUUGUUGACCUAACUAGAUUGGAGUUCAUGUUCAUUAUUGUAAAAUCAAUAACUGAUUCUACUGUAUUGUGAUUUGAAGCACACUUCUGCUUUAUCUAUUGUUGGUUCCUUGUAUCG